Molecule: messenger RNA, 2083 nt
Organism: Anopheles arabiensis
Lineage: Eukaryota; Metazoa; Arthropoda; Insecta; Diptera; Culicidae
Exons: 6
Coding region: 1210-1602 (130 amino acids)
Source: RefSeq, a predicted model, not a curated record
CACACACACACACACACACACGCGGCUAUCGAACGAAACACCGGGAAGAAUUCGCAAAUAAAAACCCACCCCACCCGGCCCGAGAUAACGCGUCCGCCAGCCGUCCAAACAGAAGGCAGUUUGGUGCGAUAAGCGCGCGAAAGGUUGGGAGAGGGUAGAUUAGAUUCGGCAGUUUGCAGAUUUUUUUUUUGCAACACUCUAUCAUCCCUUUUUUCUGCUGGCCCUCGCCUGGAGGAAGGGUUAAUUUAAGCAUUGGCCUUCACCCGUGUCGAUGUAGUUGUGAAUGGGACGUGUCGAGCAGCUCGCACAGCCACAAAUCAUUAUCCUUCAAAAUGUAUAACAUUUUCAUUCGUUUUUUAUUAUCUUUUUAGUGACGCGCACCGCAUUCGAUUCUACCACCAGUCAGAGCAAAAAAGGAUAACGAUGGCAGUGGUCGCGUGGCCCAGUUUUUCCUUCGGUCGACCUUCAACCGUCCUUGAACGGCAGCCGGCUGCCUGCUUACUGGGGGUGGUGGGCGCCUUCAAUUGGACCAUCAGCUGAUUGCCGCUAUGGGGCUCGGUUUCGGAGUGUGUAUCCUUGCCAGUGCAAACAACGCGAGAUUCACUUCCGCGCACUGCCCGAGGACGGGGAAAGGUCAAAAAUGGUCGCCAUCGGCCCAAGAUGCGAGCCUUUCGCCUGCCUGUUUUUUGUUAUCUACGAGUCCUCGAGCCUGUCCAGAGCAAAGCGGGCGCGUCAGUUGUCGUCCAAAUAUCAUCCCAAGCAGUUCGGGCUAGCAAUAUUCGCUUGCUUUCGUGCCACAGUAGUAUAUCUACCAAGAAGAAGGCCAACCAUCAUCAGCUGUGCGUGUGCCGUCCUAACCGUUUUGCUCUACGUGUGUGUAUUUAAAAUUCAAACCACAAAGCAACCGGCGACAAACGGGCGAACGAGAUUUACAACAACAAGAAAAAAGGUCGAUUAUCAUAGCAAUCGCUGAGAAAACGGAAAGCGCCCUGUUGUGUGUUUUAGCGUCUUGGGUCAGAAAUCAAUCGGCAGUGCAAUUGUUUGGAUCGUACAGUUUGGAUAUCCGAAUCGGCCGAAGCGAAGAAACCAUCCCGUUUCAAAUUGCAACUGUGCGUCGAACUGCUGCUUGGAGUUAAGGAGCUCCCGGUUGUGUUAGUCCGUCGAACGAAGCAAGCAAGCAGGGAAAAAAAACCCGCCAGCAACACAAAAAUGACUUUCCGUGCUAUCACUUCACCGGUUGUACGCCGCUUCCUCGAAGCCAACAAUCUUAAGAUGCUGCAAAAGCGCGCCGCCUCAAUGGGAGAUUACUAUUCGAGUGCACGCGGCUUUACCAUUGCCGAUAUGAAGAAGAAUCCUGCCGUCCUGCCCUUGGUGUUCAUUAUGACGACGGCCGUUGUCGGAUGCACAAGCUUCAUGCUUUACUGCAGCCAAACCCGCACGGACGUGAGCUUUGACAAGAAAACCUUCCAGUACGACACCAUGGACGUAAUGGAUCCGAAGCAGCGCAAGAUUCUCGUGUUCAAUCAAAAGUAUCUCCCGAACCCGGAGCUGAAGGAUGCCCUUAGCUACCGCGAGGAGUACAACAAGGAGGCGAACAAUUAAAAAGCAAAUGCAGCAAAACCAGCAAAACCAGGCAGCAACAACGAACCCUGCGAAGCAUUGACGAACGUCGGACCGGAUAUGUCUGCACCACCAAAACGCGCGGCCACAUUUCCCCUUUCAUCUCACGGGACAGCAUGAAUAGUGUUGGGACAUGUGUGCGCGCAUAUGAAUAAAUCUAACCGAAGCUAGAGAUCCAUUGCCGGGCUCUGCCGUCUCCUCCUCCGGUGUGUGUCUGAUGUUGUUGUUGAGUUGUAUGUGUGUAGCAAAUUAUAUAGAAAUCCGCUUGAAAAAGCUUAAUCGUUUCCAGCCGGCAGCAGCAUCUGCGCGAAUGCUCGAUUUGCAUUUAGAACGUUUGUGCAGUUGUGCCUCCGUUGCAUGUGCUUGUGCCCUCUCGUGGCUGCGCGCGCAUUUUUGCCAGUGUCUAUCAAUAUAUACCGCGCUGCAAGAAAAAUAAAUAAAUACUAAUCGAUGUUUCAACCCA